Messenger RNA from Cladocopium goreaui, 861 nucleotides. The record is from the annotation of a GenBank genome assembly. Lineage: Eukaryota; Dinophyceae; Suessiales; Symbiodiniaceae.
GCUUCUCCGGUUCAAGCGUGAAAACGGUGGAGAGAGCCAUGGCGAUUGGUUGCUUUCAAAUUGCACCAACUCUCAGACCCGAGGAUCUGCUGGUGGACGUGGACGCCAAGCGCUUGACGAGGACCAGCGCCGCCACAACACCAGAUGCGAAGGCGAAGGAGGUGCACUUCGAUGAACCACAGCUGCGGCGUAGCGCCAGGGAGGCCCGACAGGACCGGCGUCACGCAAAGCUCAGGAACUUUCUCCACAAGUAUGGUUUCAGCGAUGUCAACCGUCCAGUGAUGCUUCUAGGUGGCAAGGACGAGCCCCAUGAUGAAGUCUUCCCAGUUCAUGUUGCUGCGCAUCUUGGAGAACUGGUCAUGCUUCGUUAUUUGGUGGCUGCGGGGGCGGAUUUGCAGCGAAAAAGCGGGCGCGGCUUUUCCGCACAAGACUUUGCCGAGAGCAACCUCUCUGGCCUCAGGCACCAGAUGGUGAUGGACUUUUUGCAGAGCCCCACCAAGACCAGCUCGAUGGGCGAAUUUGUGAAGUCAACCAGGACCCGGGACCUCUGAGCCCCCAAAUUUUCGAAAUUGAACGACCAAGUGCUGGGACAGCCUGCCUGGCUUGCCCAUUUUUGCGUGCGCCUUGAUUAAUUAAUCGUUAGGCCGCGCCGCGCGACUCGUUUCCUGACGGGGCUUGUGUUUGCUGCCCCCUUGGGGAGCAACUCGUGGACAUCCCGGGUUGUUCCUUUCAGGAUUCCGAUUCCUGGAGAAUCUCCAGGAGUGUUUUUGGCAUUCUUCCGGCGGAAAAGCCGUAAAAAACCUCCUGAUAGCCAAUGAAAUCUGAAGCACAUGUGUUUCAGCACUUUCCAAGGCGGGACAU